Molecule: messenger RNA, 618 nt
Organism: Podarcis lilfordi (Lilford's wall lizard)
Lineage: Eukaryota; Metazoa; Chordata; Lepidosauria; Squamata; Lacertidae
Source: the annotation of a GenBank genome assembly
AUGGCGUUAGGGAAGCUUUCAGAACAGCUCAGCUUUGGUUCAACACCCUGGAUGAGGCCCACCUUGUCCAGCCUCCUGUUCUCACACUGGCUAGAUGCCUGUGGGAAACGCACAGGUCAGAUUCGAACACAAGCCCUCUCCCUUCUUGCGGCUUCCAGGAAUGGCUAUUUGGAAGCAUAUACUGUUCCCAACUGUGGAGACAGAGCAGAGCUGUCCUGGCUAGUAGUCACUGAUGGUCUCCUUUGCCCAAUCCUCUUUGGAAGCCGUCUCACUUGGUGGCAUCCCUGCCUCCUGGGGGAGGGAGUUCCACAGGUGAACUGUGCACUGUAUGAAGAAGGACUUUCUUUGGUCUGUCCAGAAUCUUCCCAGAUGCCACGGCUAGUUCAGGACACAGACCCUGACUUUAAGGAGCCCAGAAGAGUUUCCUGCAGCCGUCUUGCGCUGAUGACUUCAACACACCCUGUUUUGAUGAGCUUCACAUCCUCCCCUUUGUCUGCCCUUCCUGUGCUCCUCCUGAGAGUGCCCCAAAGGAGGCAGAGCGGGGGGGGGGGGGUUGGUGGGGGUCCAGAGCCUGCAAGAGCGCUUUGGCCCCGCGCCACCAGGAAGGAAGGCUGCUGA